ACUGAGCCCGUCUGGGUCCCCGCCCGCGCGCGCUCCCCUGGCCACACCCUCCGCCUGGACGCAGCAGCCACCGCCGCGUCCCUCACCCCACGAGGCUGCCGGCUCGGGACCCCCAGCUCCGAUAUGUCGCCCUCUGGUCGCCUGUGUCUUCUCACCAUCGUUGGCCUGAUUCUCCCCACCAGAGGACAGACGCCGAAGGAGCCCACAUCCAUUUCUUCAGCAGACCCAAAUAUCGUGGAUUUUCAGGUUCUGACCCCAGCCCCAGAUGCAAUCUACCCAGAAGCCCAGCCCACCCCUCCAAUCCCUACCCGGCCUGCUGGUGAAACACCACAACCCCAGACCCAGACCCCGCAACCUACAGGAAUGGAUGAGCCUCUAGUGACAGAUCCAGAGAUACCCAGAAGCACCAAAGCAGCUCAUCCCACCAAAGGUACCACGACGCUCUCUGAGAGACCAUCCCCAAGAACAGACGUCCAGACACACCCCCAGACCGUCAAGCCAUCUGGUUCUCAUGAGGACGACCCCUUUUUCUAUGAUGAACACACCCUCCGGAAACGGGGACUGUUGGUCGCAGCUGUGCUGUUCAUCACAGGCAUCAUCAUCCUCACCAGUGAGAACUGGAGUUGGGUGGGAAGGGCACCAAGACCGGGAGAGGAUGGCUUGCACUAUGACUGAGGGCUGGGUUCUCAAAGGCCUCUGGGCAAUUUUGUUUUAAAUGAGGUAUCUAUUAGCUGGGUAUCCAUACAAACCACCACAGAAUUCAGUGGUUUAAAAUGAUGACCAUUUACUGAGCUCUCAAGACCACAGUUUGGAAAUGUAGGCUGGGCUCAGCUGGGUGGUUCUUCUGUUUGCAACUGGAUUUACUCUUGCAUCUGAGUUCAUUUGUGCGUCAGCAGGAAACUUUCUGGAGCACUUUGGCUCUUUGCUGCAUCAUCUUAUCUUUCACUAAGCUAGCCUGGACUUGUUCACAUGGUGGUGGUGGCAGCGGGGGUCUAAGAGAGAGAGAAAGUGAAUGCAUUCAGGCUCAGAACUGGCCAUUAUCCCUUCUGCCUCAUUCCAUAGGUCAAAGCAAGUCAUGAGGCCAGGCUUCAUUCAAGGAAAUAGACUCCCCCUCUUGAUGGGAAGACAGACAAGUCACAUGGCAAGGGACGUGGAUACUGACAGGGAGGAGUAGAGACUAAGGGCGGUUUGACAGUCAGCAUACCACCCCAGCAGUCACAAACUCACUGCACCCAGGCCUGCCAGGGAACAAGGGCUGAAUAAGGAUGUGUGGGGAGGAGACAACUGAGGAUUAGAUGCCUCAUGGAACAACCCCACCCACUCAAUCUAGCAAGAAAGGGGCUUGGAGCAGUCAGAGUAACUACUCUUUUUAAGAGCUUAAUGUUUCUGUAAAAUCUUUUGGUACUCAAAUGUUGACAGCUGUGUCGAUUAGGGUCAUGGCAGGUGGCAGAAGGACCUGCAAAGGGUUAACUGGAGAACAUUUAAUAGAGUGAUGUCUCGGGAGGUACAGGCAGGGUAAUUAGGUGGUGCAGUGUCCUAUGACUAGCAAGGAUGGGGAUCUGGUAUCCCCCAGCCUGAGGGGCGAGAGGAGGCACUGGCUUUGCAGGGGGCCUGGCGAGAGAUGGAACUGGAGCUGGGGCCGCUGGAAGGAGCUGUGGCCUCAGAAAGAGGGUUCCAGCCACUGCCUCACUGGUGACCAAACCAGAAGGGAGCAGGGGCUGUGGGGAUCAGAUACCUAAACCUCCCUCUCCUCCCACCCCCCUGUCCCCUGCCGAUGCUGAACUAGAGGGCAAGGGCCCCACAGCCCAAUGCAGGGAGGGGAAGCUGUGGGGGGAAGGCAGAAUAACAAGCAGAGAAACUAAUUUUUUUUUAAAGGUUUAAAAAAUGUUGUGGUUGAAAUAAAACACAAGCUGUCAGUUAAUCU
This is a messenger RNA of Cebus imitator (Panamanian white-faced capuchin), 1924 nucleotides long. It is a transcript of the gene FXYD5, whose product is annotated as FXYD domain containing ion transport regulator 5. Bases 124 to 675 code for a protein of 183 amino acids. Gene Ontology annotation, cellular component: membrane. The transcript has 8 exons. NCBI's taxonomy places the organism in Eukaryota, Metazoa, Chordata, Mammalia, Primates, Cebidae. Gene Ontology annotation, biological process: regulation of sodium ion transmembrane transporter activity. The record is from RefSeq and is a predicted model, not a curated record. Gene Ontology annotation, molecular function: sodium channel regulator activity.